AUGGAGAACAUGGCAACUCGCAAAUGCCUUCGGAUCAUCAGCAAGCCCCGAGGGAUCAAAGCCGCCACCCGGGUAUACGGGGUCGGUGACCUCACCGAGAGGUCCUCCCGGAAUGCGGUAACCCUCGACAACGCCCACGAGGAGCACCCGAGUUGCCCAUAUGGCUAA
Molecule: messenger RNA, 168 nt
Organism: Dovyalis caffra
Lineage: Eukaryota; Viridiplantae; Streptophyta; Magnoliopsida; Malpighiales; Salicaceae
Source: the annotation of a GenBank genome assembly